UUGGAUCCUAUUCAUUAUUAUACAACUCCAGGUUUUGCAUGGAAUGCUAUGCUUAGAAAAACAGGUAUAGAAUUAGAAUUGAUAACAGAUAUUGAUAUAUAUUUAAUGUUUGAACAAGAAAUAAGAGGAGGUUCAUCUCAAUGUAGUAUUAGAUAUUCUAAAAUAAAUAAUAAAUAUAUUGGAGAAAAAUAUAAAAAAGAACAAACAGAAAAAACAACACCGACAUAUCUGUUAAAUUUGGAUGCAAAUAAUCUCUAUGGGUGGGGUAUGUGUGAAUAUUUACCAUAUAAAGGAUUUUAA
Molecule: messenger RNA, 300 nt
Organism: Cinara cedri
Lineage: Eukaryota; Metazoa; Arthropoda; Insecta; Hemiptera; Aphididae
Source: the annotation of a GenBank genome assembly